UUCUCUGUGUAGUGUUAAGAACAUAGAAUAUAAAACUACACUGAUACUAGUACUAAUUACUAUUAAGUAUUUGUAGUAAGUAAGUUAGUAGUAUUAUUAAAAUUAAAGUAGUAUAGUAUAGUAUAUUAUUUUAAUGCUAGUAGUAGUCAGUACUAGUAUUAAGAGUAUUAAUAAUAACUAGUAUUACUUGAUACUAAUACUUAAUGUUGCUCAAUAUUGGUAUUAGUAUAAAUCUAUAUUCUAUUUUCUCUAUAAUAUUACUAAUGCUAUUAGUAUACUAUAGUAUUGACAGUAUUAGUAUGAGUGACGUCCACGUUGACGCCACCUGCUCUCGCCUAGCUAAAUUACAAAUAAGAGUGGGGAAGAAGUAAACAGAAGCCUCGUUGGCACCAAAGCGUUUCAAACGUGUCAAGUGAAAUGAUAGAAUAAUGCAAUGAAUCCAGCAGAUAAAGAAACCAUGUCAGGAUUGAAAAAGAGAGAGAAAAUGGAUUCAACAUCCGUGAAAUGGAACGCGAACGGAAUCGUUUUACACGUCUUCAUCCUGAUCACGUGCCUCAAAGUACUUUUAAUUCCCACAUAUCAUUCCACAGAUUUCGAAGUGCAUCGCAACUGGUUGUCCAUAACGCACAGCUUACCAAUGAAGGAAUGGUACAUCGACAACAGGUCCCAGUGGACUUUGGAUUAUCCUCCACUAUUCGCCUGGUUCGAAUACAUUCUCAGUCAUGCUGCGGAAGUUGUCAAUCCUGAAAUGGUCAAAGUAGAGAACCUGAACUAUGCUUCGUCGGAUACUAUCUACUUUCAAAGAGGUUCCGUAAUACUUUUGGACUUGGUAUACGCUUAUGGAAUAAGAGAAGUGGGAAAAGUUUUCUGCGAAUCAUGGGAUAGCUACGCUAUUUUCGCAAUUUUAUCGUUAUGCAACAUGGGAUUGUUAGUGGUGGAUCAUAUACAUUUUCAAUACAACGGAUUUCUACUUGGUAUUUUACUAUUGGCGAUCGCAAAUGUCUCCAAAAUAAACAGUCAAAUGUCUGUCUUGCGAGGAACUCUGUGGUUUGCGCUGUUGUUAAACUUGAAGCAUAUUUAUUUAUACGUGACGCCAGCUUUUGUAAUCUGGCUGCUCAGAUCGUACUGCAUGAACACCGGUCACUUCUUUAAGCGUCUGUUUCUACUUGGGAGUAUAGCCAUGGGUACCUUGAUGGUUUCGUUUGGCCCAUUCGCAUCUCAAUUACCUCAGGUAUUAUCGAGGCUGUUUCCAUUUAAAAGAGGCCUGGUACAUGCAUACUGGGCUGCAAACGCUUGGCCACUGUACAUAAGUGUGGACAAAGUGGCAUCGAUAAUUUUAAAACGAUUAGGUUGGCUGAAAUUUACCAAAGUGGCAGUAAUGACCGGUGGUUUGGUACAAGAACAGUCGUUUACUAUAUUACCAACGCCUACUCCACCCGUAACAUUCUUAUUAACCCUUUUCUCAAUGUUGCCUGCAUUGUACUGUCUAUUCUUCAAAAAACACUGCGCCACAAAUCCAAAGCAGUUUGUACGUUGCUUAGUUCUCUGUGCCUUGUGCUCCUUCAUGUUCGGCUGGCACGUACACGAGAAAGCUAUUCUGACUGCUAUUGUUCCACUGUGUAUCUUGGCUGCGACAGACAAAAACGAUGCCAGAAUCUUCUUAAUUCUAAGCAGUGCUGGGCACACCGCACUUCUACCAUUACUUUACCCAAACAAUUUAACACCAUUAAAAAUACUAUUACUCCUGACAUAUAUGCUCGCAUCUUUCCUAGUUUUCUCUCGAAAAUUCAAGCAACGUUUGCUUUAUCCUCACGAGUACGCGUACGUUGUUAGUCUACCGUUGUUAACAAUCUACGAGACUAUACUUCACAAGUUAAUAUUUGCCGAUCAACUACCAUUUCUGCCUUUAGCCCUUACAUCCGUAUAUUGCUCGAUCGGAGUGAGUUAUACUUGGCUGCUUUACUAUUACAUGUUCCUGCGAUGUUGCGAUAAUAGCGAUAAUCAAAGAGUGAAAAUGGAGUGACAAGAUUUUGUGAUAAAUUGUAAUAAAUCGUGUAUGAUAAUUGCCAUAAAAUUAAAUAAAUUGCUGUUAUGUUUA
Molecule: messenger RNA, 2098 nt
Organism: Hylaeus anthracinus
Lineage: Eukaryota; Metazoa; Arthropoda; Insecta; Hymenoptera; Colletidae
Gene: xit
Product: probable dolichyl pyrophosphate Glc1Man9GlcNAc2 alpha-1,3-glucosyltransferase
Exons: 7
Coding region: 434-2023 (529 amino acids)
Biological process (GO): protein N-linked glycosylation
Cellular component (GO): endoplasmic reticulum membrane
Molecular function (GO): dolichyl pyrophosphate Glc1Man9GlcNAc2 alpha-1,3-glucosyltransferase activity
Source: RefSeq, a predicted model, not a curated record